Molecule: messenger RNA, 456 nt
Organism: Myzus persicae (green peach aphid)
Lineage: Eukaryota; Metazoa; Arthropoda; Insecta; Hemiptera; Aphididae
Exons: 2
Coding region: 1-456 (151 amino acids)
Molecular function (GO): nucleic acid binding
Source: RefSeq, a predicted model, not a curated record
AUGAAUGGGGAUUCUUUUCGUGAUUGGAUGGAAGGUGUUUUGCCGAGACUCAAGGACAAUUGUGUGAUUGUGAUGGACAACGCUCCUUAUCACUCAGUGAAAAAAGAGAAAUGUCCAACUACGCAAUGGCGAAAGUCAGACAUCAUCGAUUGGCUCACAAGUAAAGGGGAGGUAAUCGAUAACUCGAUGAUAAUUCCGGAGUUAUUAAAAGUGGUAAAACAGUUGAAACCUUUGUAUUCAACCUAUGUAAUUGACGAAAUGGAGCAAAACAAAGUAGUCUUACGUUUACCUCCCUACCACUGUGAGCUAAAUCCUAUAGAAUUAGCUUACCACACCACGAAAGCAGAAGACAAGUUUUGGGACAUGGACAAUUUGAUUGAUGAACUGAUGGCAGAACAACAGACAGUUGUACUAACUAUCGGCAAUUCUGAUGACGAAGAUGAUUCUGAUUUUUAA